AUGGGAGCUGUUAACCUGCAAGCCAACUUCAUGGUUGUCUUUAUCAACGAGCAUGGACACAUAAAUAGGGUACAUGCCAAGGAGAGUGUGGGGGCUGAAUAUGUUGAAAAAUACAGACAACUGGAGGAGCAAGAAUUGGUUGCAGUUGGUAAAGAACAGCAUCUCUGUGGCCGAGUGACUCCCUCACCAUUUCUGAAUGAAUCAGACCGUUUGACUCCUCUACCAGUAACUAAGUAUAAAUAUCCUGAUUUGCCUAUAAGCAAAUGUAAAGAAGAGAUAGUCUCAUUGAUAGAAAGCAAUUCAGUUGUAAUUGUUCUUGGAGCAACUGGUAGUGGUAAAAGUACACAACUUCCACAGUAUAUUUUGGAUUAUUACGCUCAUCGGUCUUCCUACUGCAACAUUGUUGUUACCCAACCUCGAAAAAUUGGUGCCAGUAGCAUUGCUAGAUGGAUUAGCAGAGAACGAUCGUGGACACUAGGUGGAUUUGUAGGCUAUCAGGUUAGUUUAGAGAAAGUAGCAACAAAGGAUACAAGAUUAAUUUACAUGACAACCGGAGUACUCCUUCAGAAAAUAGUUGGUGCCAAAAGCCUUACAGAAUUCACACACAUCUUCAUAGAUGAAGUGCAUGAACGUACGGAAGAAAUGGAUUUCUUGCUAUUGGUAGUCCGUAAACUGUUGCGUACAAAUUCAAGAUUUGUGAAGGUAAUCCUGAUGUCUGCUACCAUCAACUGUAUGGAAUUUACUGAGUACUUUUCAGUUCCUAUUCGGGGCAGACUGAGUCCAGCCUGUGUGUUUAAGGUAGAAGGGAAACCCCAUGCCAUUGAAGAAUACUAUCUCGAUGAUCUGAAGCACAUUACUCGUGGCCAGCUUCCUCCUCAGACCUUUGAACAACCUAUGAUAGCAAAAGAAAUGUAUGAAGUUGCAAUCUGUCUUAUUCAGAUGUUUAGUGAAUUGGAAAUGAAAGACAGUAGAGAGUAUAAAAAUGUGACCCCCACGUCAGAUUGUGGCAGCGUGUUAGUGUUUCUACCAGGUUUGGCUGAGAUAAAUUAUAUGCAUGAGCUUCUUUCAAACAUGGUUCACAAAAGGCUGCAAGUGUAUCCACUCCAUUCAAGUGUGACUUUAGAAGAACAGAAUAAUGUGUUUUUGACUCCUGUUCCUGGCUACAGAAAGAUUAUUCUGUCUACAAACAUAGCUGAGAGUUCUUUAACAGUGCCUGAUAUUAAAUAUGUUAUUGACUUCUGUUUGACCAGAACACUGGUUUGUGAUGAAGGCACUAAAUAUCAGAGCCUGAGACUUUGCUGGGCUUCUCAGACUAAUUGUAAUCAGAGAAAAGGGCGGGCUGGACGUGUUUCCAGGGGAUAUUGCUACAGGCUUGUAAGCAAGGACUUCUGGAUAAACUGUAUUCCGGAGAAUGCAGUACCUGAGAUGUUGCGUUGUCCAUUGGGAAGUAUCAUCUUGAAGGUUAAAUUGCUUGACAUGGGGGAACCAAGAGCUUUGUUGGCAACAGCUCUCUCUCCACCUGGUAUAUGUGAUAUUGAACACACAAUCCUUCAACUUAAGGAAGUAGGAGCUCUUGCAAUUAGUGCACAAACUGAAGAAGAAAAUCCUUAUGAUGGUGAGCUGACUUUUUUAGGAAGAGUGUUGGCACAAUUACCUGUGGAUCAACAUCUUGGCAAGCUAAUAGUCCUUGGCCAUGUCUUUGGAUGUUUAGAAGAGUGCCUUAUUAUAGCUGCAGCACUGUCUUUGAAGAACUUCUUUGCAAUGCCUUUCAGGCAGCUCUUUGAUGGAUACAGGAGCAAAAUAAUUUUUUCUGGGAAUAGCAAGAGUGACUGCAUUGCUUUCGUCAAGGCAUUUAAGGCAUGGCAGACUUGUAGGCAGAGAGGACAACUGAGACAUCCCAAGGAGGAACUUGAUUGGGGUCGAUCAAAUUAUAUUCAGAUAAAGAGAAUCAGAGAGGUGGCUGAAUUGUUUGAAGAACUGAAAAAUCGAAUCAAAUCAUUCAACAUGCAUGUUAAUACUCAACCACCUGCUAUGGAUCAGGAAUAUGAAUUCAAACAACGCUUUAUUCUUCAGAUUGUAAUAGCUGGUGCUUUCUAUCCAAACUAUUUUUCAUUGGGACAAUGUGAUGAAGAAAUUGCUGUGAAGAAUCUGACUGGCAGAGAUCCUAAAACCACUGUAAUGGUGAAGAACAUUCCUCCAUACGGGUUCCUGUAUCAUAAGCAGCUGCAAUCACUCUUCAGACAGUGUGGUCAAGUAAAAUCCAUUGCAUAUGAUGAAGCAAAGGCCUUUGUGGAGUUCUCUCGUAAUCCGAUGGAACGAUUUAAAACUCUUCCUGCAGUGUAUCUGGCACUUAAAAUGUCACAGUUGAGAGUUCCUCUUGAACUCAAAGUUCAUUUUCCAGAAGAGAUUGAAAGAAAAAUGGAAGACAGGGUGUUUACAAGUUUGAGGCACACAAGAGUAAAUGUGGAUUUUCAGAAACAGACAGUAGAUCCUUUGAGGAUUUCGUUCAGUGCUCUUGAAGAAUCACAGACAAUCUCAGGUCUUCUCUUACCCAUCAGUGUAACAGAGGUAGUCGAAGUUGGACACUUCUGGGGUUACAGAAUAGAUGAAAACAGUCUGACUUUACUCCAGACCCUAGCUGAUGAAAUUAGUCGCUUUGUCCUGAUGCCUCUGCCAGUCAGUCCACAUCCAGAUUUAGUUUGUCUGGCACCAUUUCCUGAAUUGGAAAACAAAAGAUACUACAGAGCUCGGAUCCUGUAUGUUUCUGGAGAUUCAGCUGAGGUUUUCUUUGUAGAUUAUGGGAAUAGAUUGAGAGUGCCUUUAAAUCUUUUAAUGGAAAUUCCACAACAUCUUUGGACACUUCCUUUUCAGGCGUUAGAAUUCAAGAUAUGCAAGAUGCGUCCCUCUGCAAAAUCUCUUGUAUGUGGAGAUCAGUGGAGCUAUGGUGCUAGUCAAAGAUUCACUUCAUUAGUCAAUGGCUGUGCUCUCAUAGUGAAAGUGUAUUCAGUUGUUCACAGUAUUCUGCAUGUGAAACUUUACCGUCAUUCGGGGGUUAAAGACAUUGUGAACAUUCGAGAUGUGCUUAUUAGAGAAGGCUAUGCUGAAGUAGCUGAAGAAUCAUACCAGUCAAAGCAAAGCCAUGAACUGCUCAACGAGCUGUUUUCAAAACCGGCAAAACAUGAGGACAACACAACCCAAAAAUCCUCAAGAGAAAAAGAGAAACAUCUAAUUGAAAUGAUGUCAAGCAGCUUUUCUGCCAACAAAUUUGGUACUCCAAAUUGCAAGGCAGUGCUUCAUGGCCCAUUCAGUCCUUAUGAGAUGAAAUGUCAUAGUAUGACUCAAGUUGCCAAGUUCAGAACCAUCUCGAUAGACAGAGAGAGUGUAAACUCUGUGAUUGUCCGUGAUACCCUUGCAGAUCCAUUUCAGCAAAUGUUGGUUGCUGCUUCCUUAUCAGUAAAUGCAACUGGGUCUACAAUGUUGUUAAGGGAAACGACUUUUAUGCCUCCUAUCCCUGGGCUACCAGCACUCCUCUGUAUGUUGUUUGCUCCUGUUAUAGAACUCAGAGUUGAUAAAGAUGGGAAGAAUGUUACGGGUGUUCUUUGUGGCUUGGGGUGGAACCAGACUCUUGGAACUCCAGUGCUUCCAGAACAUGAAAUGGAGCUGGCAUUUGAUGUACAUUUUGACGUGGAUGAUAUAGUGGAGAUAAACAUCCUAAGGACAGCCAUUAACGAACUAGUUUGUUAUGGUCCAAAUGUUCCGAUACGCCAUGGAGAAGAGAGAAUUGCACAGCUGCAAGAAAAUGCUCGUCAGAAGCUUUUGAGUUUAAUCUGCAAAUCAAAACCUCGAGAAGUAAUUACUCCCAAAUGGUAUGAGAAGCCUUGUGAAUGGAAUCAGGUGGAUUCAAAACUCAUCAUUGAUCAAUCUGAGAGGCAGAAUGAAAGAGGAAGGAAUGCUUUUCUUUACCAGCUACAUAAGCUAGUUGUGUUAAAUACUUAAGUGUUUUCUACAAGUUGUUUAAAGGAAGAAAUGUUUAAAAAAAGGCUUAACAACUUCCUCCUUUUUUGUGUGAUCUCUUAAAGCUGGCUCUGUCUCACUGGUUCUUAAGAUGAAUGGUGUGCUGUAAUUUUGUUUGGAAUACUUUAAUCAUUUUUUACCCCAAGAUGAGCAAAUGGACAAUGACUUUUUGCAUUGGAAGAUUUGAAUCAAGAUCCACAAGUGCAGAAAAAACAAUCACACCUUCGUAGAAGACAUUUAUUUAAAGCAAGAUGCUUUUUUUCUUUUAAUAGUGCUUGAUAAGGCUUUAAGAAAGCACUAACCAAACCUAAAGGGAAUAGAAGAAAGUUAUUUUAGCUGCUUAGUUAAAAGAUCAUAAAAGCUGAGGAAGAAUAAGAUUUAAUUUUUGUAUUUGAGAUGAUAGAUACUGAGUUGCAAAAUUUUUUUAUAUUCUUUUGUUUGGCUGUUGCUAGUGUUUGGGAAAAUAAAUGUUAUGGCAAAUUG
Molecule: messenger RNA, 4497 nt
Organism: Gavialis gangeticus (Gharial)
Lineage: Eukaryota; Metazoa; Chordata; Crocodylia; Gavialidae
Gene: TDRD9
Product: tudor domain containing 9
Exons: 36
Coding region: 1-3996 (1331 amino acids)
Cellular component (GO): intracellular anatomical structure
Molecular function (GO): ATP binding; RNA binding
Source: RefSeq, a predicted model, not a curated record